ACCUGUCAGUAAAUCAACACAACUAUUCGAAAUCACCACGCCACACGGCAUCAAAAAUUGUUUCUCUCUAAAAAAGUUUUGGUACUGUUUGUAUUAAACAUUGAUUGUAAAUGGAGACCAAAGGUAUUAUUGUAACUUUCUCAGUUAUCGUAAUCGUGCUUUUGAUACUCGACAUUAUCUUGGUCGUCGGCAUUUUAAUCACGCGCAGAUUCAAUUAUUACGAAAAAAUUUAUCAAAUUCCAGCAGAUCCUGUCAUUCUUCCUUCUCUAGGAUUUAGAUCAUGGAAACCCGCACGCUUCUCAUAAUUAUCGGCGUAUUCGCAAUUCUCGGCCUCUGUGUUAUGAAUAUUAUAAUCCUUGCAUACAUUAUCGAUAAUCCGUACAAGUACACAACCACAACAACGACUCCAAAAUCUUCCUUUAACGUAACUCAAGCAGCUGCAGCCGUUGGCGGAGAAGACGCUUAAGCAACUUAGCCCCAGAAAUAUUCCAAACGGAAUAUACAAAAGGACAUUAACAAAUAAUAAUUUACGGAAACAUCAAAAACCAUCAAGAAACAAAAAUCACAUUUUAAGCCACAAUAAUGGAGAAAACUACAAUAAUUACAAUCGGUCUGGUCCUCAUUGUAUUUCUGUUCCUGAUGCUGUUGACCCUAAUCGCGAUGUUCCUUUUCCGCGGCGAGUCAAAGAAGAGUUACAACGCGCGGAGCGGUCACUAACCGCAUUUCACAUUUUGAUUAUUCAGCAUUUCGUUUCAGCAUAUAUCACACCCCAACACUGGCGAUGGCUCGGCUUCUUCACAAAUUCAGAUUCAGAUCAGUGUCGCGCGGCGCACAGCGGUGUCAACUUGUUGUGCAGCAGAGUGCGAGUAUCCAUAUACCCAUUACCCAUUUAAAUCACGGACCAGACCGGACCAGACCGGACCACACCGGACACCGAGCCGAGGCCAACGCCAGCACAGAUCCCGACACAGAGGACAGCCUCACAUACAUAACAGCGUACGGAGCACGCUGAACUCGAUAUACGGAUUUUUAAAUCGAUCAGCAGGCUCAUACUCACCAGAAACCGACGAUCCUUGAAGCGAUCGACACACCUACACAUCCACAUCCACACCUGCAACUUCUACAUUCGGAGCCCGAAGUCGCACCGCCGCUGAACUGAGGAAGAAACGGCCAGUCAAGUUUAACAAGAGUGGAAGAAUGCCGACCAUCACCGAGGACUGCAUCGAUGGCUUCCAACAGUACUAUGCCCGGCCACCGGAGAGGCCCAAGAAGAAGUCCCUGAAGCAGAUGAUCCACGAUUCCGAGGAUAACUCCUACUUUGGUCGCUCCAUCGACAGCUGGGCUAAAAUCGGAAUCUUCUAUGUGGCCUUCUACGGAGUACUCGCCGCCCUGGUGGCCAUCUGCAUGUGGGCCUUCUUCCAAACCCUCGAUCCUCGCAUACCCAAAUGGACACUAGACCGUUCCCUGAUCGGCACCAAUCCAGGUUUGGGUUUCCGCCCCUUGCCCCCGGUGGACAACGUGGAGAGCACCUUGAUCUGGUACAAAGGCACCCAGCACGAGAACUACAAACACUGGACAGACUCCCUCGAUGAUUUCCUAGCGGUUUACAAAGUUCCCGGCCUUACUCCCGGCCGUGGCCAGAACAUCUACAACUGUGACUACAACCAGCCGCCACCAAAGGGUCAGGUUUGCGAUGUGGACAUCAAGUCGUGGUCUCCAUGCACCAAGGAAAACAACUACAGCUACCACAAGAGUGCCCCGUGCAUCUUCCUGAAGCUCAACAAGAUAUACGGCUGGAUACCAGAAUACUAUAACGAUUCACGUGACCUGCCGGAGUCCAUGCCCUCGAGCCUGAAGACCUACAUCGGGGAGAUGGAGAAAACCCAGCCACACAAGCUAAACACAAUCUGGGUGUCGUGCGAGGGCGAGAACCCAGCUGACCAGGAAAACAUUGGUGCUGUCAAUUAUCUGCCGAUCAGGGGCUUCCCCGGCUACUUCUAUCCUUACCAGAACUCCGAGGGCUAUCUGAGUCCCCUGGUGGCCGUUCACUUCCAACGUCCGAAACGCGGCAUCAUCAUCAACGUCGAGUGCAAGGCUUGGGCUCGCAACAUUAUCCACGAUCGCAAGGACAGAAUCGGUUCCGUGCACUAUGAGCUGCUAAUCGAUUAAUUGUUUUAAACGUUAACCCAUUACAUAAUGUAUAACAGAUUGUGUGAGGAGCAACAAUCUUGGAGUAGAGUGGAGAGGAACAGGCGGUGACAGACAAUCCCAACAGAGCCACCCUGUUUAGAUGUUUUGUGGUUGCUUUUUAAAUCCGUAUUUUCGACAUUGCAAGCUUUGUAAAAUGUUUUAUUUCCCUAUAAUUAACAUGCAUUAAAUCAUUCGCAACACAACAAUUCCGCCUAGAAAGAAUAUAUACCGCCUAAAAUAUACAAAUUUUGAACUAUGA
Messenger RNA from Drosophila serrata, 2449 nucleotides. It is a transcript of the gene nrv2, whose product is annotated as sodium/potassium-transporting ATPase subunit beta-2. Gene Ontology annotation, molecular function: ATPase activator activity. The record is from RefSeq and is a predicted model, not a curated record. Gene Ontology annotation, cellular component: sodium:potassium-exchanging ATPase complex. Gene Ontology annotation, biological process: potassium ion import across plasma membrane; intracellular sodium ion homeostasis; sodium ion export across plasma membrane. Lineage: Eukaryota; Metazoa; Arthropoda; Insecta; Diptera; Drosophilidae.